Messenger RNA from Nannospalax galili (Upper Galilee mountains blind mole rat), 3748 nucleotides. It is a transcript of the gene Fam193b, whose product is annotated as family with sequence similarity 193 member B. The transcript is spliced from 10 exons. NCBI's taxonomy places the organism in Eukaryota, Metazoa, Chordata, Mammalia, Rodentia, Spalacidae. The coding region runs from base 1270 to 3636 and encodes 788 amino acids. The record is from RefSeq and is a predicted model, not a curated record. Gene Ontology annotation, cellular component: cytoplasm; nucleus.
UGCAGAAGCCCCAAGCGCCGGAGCCGCAGCCGCCGCCGAGCCUGGAAGCGGGAGCGGGUGCAGGGCCCCCAGAGGUGCCUGCGGAACCCGACUGCGACGGCUCCCGGGAGGAGGACGAGCCCAAGCUGGCUCUAUGCCCUCAGGUAGGAGCGAGCAAGACGACUCCGACUGCUCGGGUGCUUUCACCUCCCCGGAUCGGGAGCCGGACGGGAUUGGGCAUGGACCAUCCCUCCCUGUUGGGGACAGAUCCCAAGUCCUGGACAGAAGUGCCCCCCCACCCUUUGCCUGGACUGGAGGCUGGACCCCUCUCCAAAGUCAGAGCUGGGCCCGCCCUCCUGCGACUCUUCUGAACCUACCCCCUCUCCCCCCCGGAGCUUAAACGUACUGGCCAGACACCAUCACUGGGAUUGGCUCAGGUCCCGAGGUCUCUGCCCCCUCUACUUCCCUUGGACCCACCUGAGGCCCCCCAGCCCCAACAGAUCAUCUCAGGGUGUUGGAGCCUGCAAAAGGCUGCAGCCGCCGUCUCCCCCCGGGAGCGGCUCCAUUCCUUCCCCUGCACUGACUGCAGCCACUAUCCCUCAGCAGCUGUACCCCAGCAUCUGCCCCUUGGGACCGCCCUUCUUUCCCUACCCAGCAGAACAGUUGGAGCAGACAGCCUGGCUGUCCAAAAAACUCUUAGAACUCCGCUAAGGUGGAAAUGCUUGUUCUCUUCCCCACCUCCUGUCCUGUUAAGGGCCCCCGGGUUUGGCGAAUCCUUCGAGAGUGAGCAGUGGGAUUCUUGAAAGCUUCCAGCUUGCCACCUGGAAGAAAGUCACUUUCUUUAUAACAGGAGAGGCGGGGGUGGCGUGGGCCACAGUUGCUCAGGGAGGGUUGUGGCACCUGGGACUGGGUAGCUUGCCCUUAAGCUUGCUCUGACAAAAAGAGUUUUGAGUUGGUUUUUUGGCUGAGCCUGCCAAGGAAGGCAGGCCCCUGCAGGAGUCUUGGAGGGUCGGAUGCAGCGCCGGAUGAGGAUGAGGCGUGGCGGAAGAUGCGUUUGACUCUGCAGACACUGCAUCGGGCAGCAGGGGACUCUGGGAGGCUGGUGCAGCCUGAAGGCAUGGCUCUUGACAGCCUUCUAGUAGAAUCUCUGGAAUUGUGCAUGUUCUCCCCACCUCCAGUCAGUCUGUACAGACUUGCUGCCUGCUGUGUCACCGUGAGCGCAAAGGCUGGGAAGAAGGCCCUUCGCAAAAUGGACUGGUGUUGCAGGGUGAGAAGCUGCCCCCUGACUUCAUGCCAAAGCUCGUCAAGAAUCUCCUAGGCGAGAUGCCUCUGUGGGUCUGCCAGAGUUGCCGAAAGAGCAUGGAGGAAGAUGAAAGGCAGACAGGUCGAGAGCAUGCAGUGGCGAUUUCCUUGUCACAUGCAUCCUGCAAAUCACAGUCUUGUGGGGGUGACUCUAAUUCCUCCUCGUCCUCCUCUUCAUCAUCCUCAUCUUCCUCCUCCUCUUCCUGCCAUGGGAACUCAGGGGACUGGGAUCCCAGCUCGUUCCUGUCAGCACAUAAGCUCUCAGGCCUCUGGAACUCUGCACACUCCAGUGGGGCUAUGCCAGGCAGUUCACUCGGGAGUCCUCCUGCCAUUCCUGGUGAGGCCUUCCCUGUCUCGGAGCACCACCAGCACUCAGACCUCACUGCUCCCCCUAACAGCCCCACUGGCCAUCACCCCCAGCCAGCAUCUCUGAUCCCUUCUCACCCUGUCUCCUUCAGCUCGCCAUCCCACCCGCACCUGCUGCCCACCACCCCGGCAGCACCUUUCCCUGCCCAGGCUUCAGAGUGCCCUGUGGCUGCUGCCAGGGCCCCCCCCCCCCCAGGGCCAUGCCUGAGCCCCCACCUGCCCUCCACCAGCAUGCCACUCCUGAAGAUACCUCCACCAUUCUCGGGGUGCAGCCACCCCUGCAGUGGGCACUGCAGUGGGCACUGCAGCGGACCUCUUCUCCUGCCACCAAGCUCUCAGCCACUCCCUAACACUCACAGCAGGGACCCUGGGUUCAAGGGACACAAGUUUACACACAGUGGACUGGCCUGCCAGAUACCCCAGUCCUGUGAGGCAGAUGAGGGGCUGGGCGAGGAAGAGGAUAGCAGCUCUGAGCGAAGCUCUUGCACCUCAUCCUCCACCCAUCAGAGAGAUGGGAAGUUCUGUGACUGCUGCUACUGUGAGUUCUUCGGCCACAAUGCGCCACCCGCUGCCCCGACGAGUCGGAAUUAUACUGAGAUCCGGGAGAAGCUCCGCUCGAGGCUGACCAGGCGGAAAGAGGAGCUGCCCAUGAAGGGGGGCGCCCUGGGCGGGAUCCCUGGGGAGCCUGCGGUGGACCACCGAGAUGUGGAUGAGCUGCUGGAAUUCAUCAACAGUACGGAGCCCAAAGUCCCCAACAGCGCCAGGGCCGCCAAGCGGGCCCGGCACAAGCUGAAAAAGAAGGAAAAAGAGAAGGCCCGGUUGUCAGUGGAAGCUCUGAAGCAGGCGAAUCAUGUUUCUGGAAGCCAGGAACAAAGGCCUACCAGGGAGAAGCUCUUAGAGUGGCCUGACCAGGAGCUGGACCGAGUCAAUAGCUUCCUGAGCAGUCGGCUGCAGGAGAUCAAGAGCACCGUCAAAGACUCCCUCUGUGCUAGCUUCAGCAUGUGUGAACUUAGCAUGAAUAGCAGUGGCUUCACUAAGGAAGGGGCUGUGGAGCCUCAGCCUGGGACUCUAACCCCUUCAGACUUCAACGGUUCCUCCAAACAACAGCCUGAUAUCAGCCUUGACCUUUCCCCCUUGACUUUGGUCUCCCCCAAGAGCCACCCAUUACAAGCUGCAAGUGAGCCUGUUCCACCAUGGGCAGAAAGGAGAGACCCUCACCCACCAUGGACAGAGGUGAGGGGUCCCCCUCCUGGUAUCCCUGAGAAUGGGCUAGUGAGAAGACUCAACACUGUGCCCAACCUGUCCCGGGUCAUUUGGGUCAAGACACCCAAGCCAGGCAACCCUAGCUCUGAGGAGCCAAGUUCAAAGCAUACCCCAAGUUGCAAAAAGGAGCUAUUUGAACCUGUGACCACAGGUGGGAAAUCAAGAAAGGGCAAAAAACAGGGAAGUCAAGCCAAGAAAAUUGAAGCAAGCUCAGUCCCCUGGCCUCCAGCCAGCCUAGAGGCUCCCAGUUCCAAGAGCCAGAUGCCUUGCCCCAAGCAGCCAAGCAAAGGCCCAGAGCUUGCCAAAGUGGACAGUUGUGCUGAGGCUGGAGAGGGUAGCCAGGGAAGCCAGCCAGGACCAGGUUGGGCUGACAGCCCCAAAACUGAGAAAAAGGGCAACUCCUGGCAGAAUUGGCCAGGUGAGGCCAAAGCACGGUCUCUGGAGCAGGAGUCUGUGCAGCCCCCAGGCCCAGCAAAACCACAGAACUUAUCCCAGGGCAAGGGCCGCAACCGCAGGAGCCGCAACAAGCAAGAGAAGUCAGCAGCUUCUUUGGACGAUGUGUUCCUGCCUAAGGACAUGGAUGGAGUGGAAAUGGAUGAGACUGACCGCGAGGUAGAAUACUUCAAGAGGUUCUGUUUGGAUUCUGCAAAGCAAACUCGUCAGAAAGUUGCUGUGAACUGGACCAACUUCAGCCUCAAGAAAACCACUCCUAGCACAGCUCAGUGAGCCCUGCCUAGGUUGACUUCUCUAGGACAUCUCAAGGCCCCAACUGCAAGCUGAAGGUCUACCCUUCUACAUGACCUGCUACCUGCCCUGACCCUUCCCGCUCUCACCAGCC